UUCCAUGACGAAGAGAUCAAGAAAGCCUAGCAUUUUCUCUCAUUCCUCUGCUGGAAGGAGCUAGUGAGACAAACAACAAGAGUGCAUCCAACAGAGACACACAGAGGUCAACCUCACAGCAGUCAGUCAUAUUCUGUUGCUGCGUUUCUUACACGCUUACAAUAGGGACCCAACCGGUGUUGGCAGCCGCGCUCGUGAACCGGUCAGCAUGGACGCCGCCGCGAGGGAAGCGCAGAGUGGUCUGGAAUGGCGGGUGACCGUGCCGGAGGGCGCGACGGUGACCAUGGAGGAGCACGAGGCCGGCGGCGCUGCCGCCAGGGCGUGCGCGUGGCUGCUGGCUUGCUUUGCCACGGCGUGGAGCUGGGUCGCCGGCUUCGCGAGGAAGGUGUGGAGGAUUGCCGCAGAUGACCCCCGGAAGGCGGUGCACGGGCUCAAGGUCGGCCUGGCGCUCGCGCUCGUCUCCGUGUUCUACUACACCAGGCCCCUGUACGAUGGCGUUGGUGGGGCUGCCAUGUGGGCCAUCAUGACGGUCGUCGUUGUCUUCGAGUACACUGUUGGUGGCAGCGUGUACAAGUGUUUCAACAGAGUCGUUGCGACGGCGAGCGCCGGCGUUCUCGCGCUCGGCGUGCACUGGGUGGCGGACAGAUCCGGCGAGCUCGAGCCGGUCAUCGUCACUGGCUCCCUCUUUCUGCUGGCUGCGGCCGCCACCUUCUCGCGGUUCAUCCCGACGGUGAAAGCGCGGUUCGACUACGGCGUGACCAUCUUCAUCCUGACCUACAGCCUGGUGGCCGUGUCGGGGUACCGCGUCGACCAGCUCGCGGCGCUGGCGCAGCAGCGGCUGUCCACCAUCGCCAUCGGCAUCUUCCUGUGCCUCGCCGUCAGCAUGCUCAUCUGCCCCGUGUGGUCCGGCGCGGAGCUGCACCUCCUCACCACGCGGAACAUGGACAAGCUCGCCGACGCCGUGGAGGCCUGCGUCGAGGACUACUUCGCGGCGGAGGAGCCGACGCCGGCCGCGCGGCAGAGCACCAAGUCCAAGUCGGACGGGUACAAGUGCGUGCUCAACUCCAAGGCGUCGGAGGACGCGCAAGCGAACCUGGCGCGGUGGGAGCCCGCGCACGGGCGCUUCGGCUUCCGCCACCCCUACGCGCAGUACGCCAAGGUGGGCGCCGCGAUGCGCGCGUGCGCCUACUGCGUGGAGGCCCUGAGCAGCUGCGCGCGCGCCGAGGUCCAGGCACCCCCGCACGUGAAGCGCCUCCUCCGCGACGUGUGCGCCAGGGUGGGCGCGCGGUGCGCGCGGGUGCUCAGGGAGGCGUCGCGCUCCGUGGCCACCAUGACCACUUCGUCCUCGUCCCGGACACUGGACUUCGCGGUGGCGGACAUGAACACGGCCGUGCAGGAGCUGCAGGGCGACAUGCGGACGCUGCCGUCGACCGUGCUGGCCGCGAAGCUGCUGGCAGCAGAGACGACGUCCCUGAUGGACACCAUGCCUGUCUUCACCGUGGCGUCGCUGCUGGUGGAGAUAUCGGCGCGGGUCGAGGGCGUCGUGGACGCCGUCGACGAGCUGGCGACCCUCGCGAGCUUCAAGCAGGUCGACGACGACGACGAUGAUGACGACAAGAAGGGAGAGACCGAGAUGACGAUCAAAGUGCACCCGUUGAACGAGCCGGACACCGACGAGGAGUCACCGGAAAACAAGACGAGGAAGGCUUGAUCGAUCGAUAAACAUGAAAAAUCCUCGAUCUAUCUCCAAACCAGGACGGCAGAUCAGACACGACGACGAACUCGACGAGAUUUAGCUUGGCCACACCAUUUGAUUAUUACUACAUAUAUAUUAUUUGAAGGCCUCUUCAUUAUUAUUUUCCGUGGAUCGGAUGAGUUCACGGCUGUAUACAAGGGAAUAAGAGCAUAAGACCGGGCCGGCCGGACCAUCAUAUAUAGCAGUUGUGUACAUAGGUUUUACAGAUCAAAGCAUUUUGACA
Sorghum bicolor (sorghum) is the source of this 1979-nucleotide messenger RNA. RefSeq names its product aluminum-activated malate transporter 10. Gene Ontology annotation, biological process: malate transport. The coding region runs from base 209 to 1711 and encodes 500 amino acids. The record is from RefSeq and is a predicted model, not a curated record. Gene Ontology annotation, cellular component: plant-type vacuole membrane. The transcript has 3 exons. NCBI's taxonomy places the organism in Eukaryota, Viridiplantae, Streptophyta, Magnoliopsida, Poales, Poaceae.